This is a messenger RNA of Ramularia collo-cygni, 975 nucleotides long. RefSeq names its product related to oxidoreductase CipA-like. Lineage: Eukaryota; Fungi; Ascomycota; Dothideomycetes; Mycosphaerellales; Mycosphaerellaceae. The record is from RefSeq and is a predicted model, not a curated record. Gene Ontology annotation, molecular function: oxidoreductase activity. The transcript is spliced from 2 exons. The coding region runs from base 1 to 975 and encodes 324 amino acids.
AUGUCGGGAUCCAACUACGUUACCAAGAUUGCCUUUAUUGGAGCGGGCGGCCGUAGCGGAGGCUUCAUGGUGGAUGCAUUGCUCAAGACCGGCAUGCACACCAUCACUGCCUUGACUCGAGAGGACAGUACAAGCACUGUACCAAAAGGAGUUCUUACCGCAAAGAUCGACUACGCAAACCAGGAGUCGCUCAUCAACGCUCUUCGCGGUCAGGAUGCGUUGAUCAUCACCAUGUCCACCGCAGCACCCAAGGAACAAGAACAGGCUUUGAUCAGAGCUGCGGGCGAAGCUGGAGUUCAGUUCGUCCUGCCAAAUGAGUGGGGUCCGGAUACAGCCAACGAGGAAAUUCGCAAGGAUGUUGGUCUUUUCCAGGUGCGAGCAGAUAAUCGCAAACUUGUUGAAGAAUUGGGUAAGACCUCAUACAUUAGCGUCUCCACGGGAUUCUGGUAUGAAUGGAGUUUGGCGAUCGCGGACUCUUAUGGCUUCGAUUUGAACAACAAGAGCGUGACGCUCUUCGAUGACGGAGAGGCGAAGAUCUCCACGACCACUUGGCCUCAAGUCGGUCGUGCGGUGGCGUCUUUGUUGAGCUUGCCCAUCAAACCUGAAGGAGGAGGAGAUUCCAAGAAGUGUUUGGAGAAUUUCAGGAACAAGAUGGUGUAUAUCAGUUCCUUUACUGUCAGUCAGAAGGACAUGUUGGAGUCUGUUCUGCGUGUGACGGGCUCGAAGCAGGAGGAAUGGAAGAUUACGAAUCAGCCAAGUGCGGAACGUUUUGCUACUGGUGCUAGAGAGUUGCAGAAGGGAAACCGGGUGGGAUUUGUACACAUGAUGUACUCGAGGAUCUUCUUCCCGGAUGGAUGUGGUGAUGUGGAGAGUAGCAAGGGCACUUCCAACGACUUGCUUGGGUUGCCAAGGGAGGAUAUUGAUGACGCGACGAGGGUUGCGAUUGAGCGUGCAAAGACCAAUCCGUGGAGCUAG